UAGACAAAAGAUUACAGCGGAAAAACCGAAGUGAAAGUAGUUAUAGUUCUUGUUCAAGUUCAGCCCUCCAACAAAAUCCUUAAAAUGUUCACAACUGUUGCAGCUUCAACACUGCCAUGUUUUUCAUCUUUUACAAGAUUCUAUAUUGACAAAAGAAUCUCAAAGCCAUUAAACUAUGUUCACUCUUUCUCACUAUUCACACCCCCCUCUCUGCAUUUCGCCUCUAAAAGACACCCCCAUUUCUUUCCACAAGCUGCUUCAUCUUCAUCUUCAUCUUCAUCUGCUGCAGCAAAUGCUGAAUACCUUGAGGAACCAGCAACAAAUGUGAAGUUUCAGACAUCUUUAAGUUUCCCGGGUUGUUCAGACUCAUUAACAUUGUUUGGAACUGGAUACAGAGAAAAAGUUUUUGCUAUUAUUGGCGUCAAGGUCUAUGCUUCUGGACUGUAUCUAAACCAGUCUAUCGUAAAUGAGUUGAAUGCUUGGAAAGGGCAGUCGAAAGAUGUUAUUCAAGGGAAAUCUUCCUUGUUCAAGACCAUUUUCCAAUCUCCCCUUGAGAAAUUAUUGCAAAUUGUUCUUGUAAGAGAUGUUGAUGGUAAAACUUUCUGGGAUGCCUUAAGUGAUGCCAUAUCACCAAGAAUUGCAAAACCAACAACUGCGGAUGAAACUGCUUUGACUACUUUCCGUAGCGUCUUUCAAGAUCGCCCUCUUAAGAAAGGAACUUUCAUUUUUUUGACUUGGUUGAACCCUACCAAAUUGCUUGUUUCUGUCUCAUCAGAAGGGAUUCCAUCUACCGCGGAUGCUACAAUUGAAUCUGCAAAUGUGACUUAUGCUCUUUUUGAUGUAUUCCUUGGAGACAGUCCUGUUUCUCCCUCCUUGAAAGCUUCAGUUGCUCAAUGCUUGUCAAAAGUACUCGAGUAAAAAUAAUAACAAUAGCGUCUCUGAGAAAAUUUCAUGCAUCCAUGUUUACUUCAAAUCGUUCAAUCUUUGAAUGUGUUACUGCAGUUAAGCUCUAUGGUGCACCGUUGUAUGCUGUAUGUAUAAUAAUAAGCUGUCACUUAGUUCUAGUGUUUAUUUUCUAGCGAUCGGAACUUUGUUCAAGUAAUUAUUUUCUAAUGAUAUAAAAUAUUUGAUUUGGCCAAUAAA
Molecule: messenger RNA, 1143 nt
Organism: Medicago truncatula (barrel medic)
Lineage: Eukaryota; Viridiplantae; Streptophyta; Magnoliopsida; Fabales; Fabaceae
Product: fatty-acid-binding protein 3, chloroplastic
Exons: 5
Coding region: 85-918 (277 amino acids)
Biological process (GO): fatty acid metabolic process
Cellular component (GO): chloroplast stroma
Molecular function (GO): intramolecular lyase activity; fatty acid binding
Source: RefSeq, a predicted model, not a curated record